Molecule: messenger RNA, 3251 nt
Organism: Cimex lectularius (bed bug)
Lineage: Eukaryota; Metazoa; Arthropoda; Insecta; Hemiptera; Cimicidae
Product: synaptic vesicle glycoprotein 2B-like
Exons: 53
Coding region: 229-3126 (965 amino acids)
Biological process (GO): transmembrane transport
Cellular component (GO): membrane
Molecular function (GO): transmembrane transporter activity
Source: RefSeq, a predicted model, not a curated record
UUGAAAACUUAUUAACUUAAACUUUAGUUUUAAUUUUGUGACAUACUAAUCAUCCGUGAUUUGGAAAGCUGGCAGUACACUUAUGGUGAAAACAGAGGAUAUGAGUCAGCUGGAAGAACAGUAUUUCAUUUAUAGAAAAAACUAAGUGGUCAUAGACGUAAUUUUUACCGUUUAUAAAAGGCACCAAGGGACCUACAUUGCAGUAAACUAGUUUCUCAAUCGCAUAAAAUGUCAGAUAAGAAAACACACAAUGAUAACAAUAAGCAGAGGCCUCUGCGUUCAAAUUUAAAGGAAGGGGCGGGUCUUCACUUAAAAGAUCCAUCAAGUGAGCUGUUGGAUGAUGGAAUACCUGAACAAAGCACUACAACAGCAGAACCAUCAAAUGAUGUUCCUCAUGCUGAUCAAGAAAAACCAGGUCCUAGUGCUGACCGUAAAGUUUCUGAUCCCCAUAGUGCGGAUAGCAUUGCAACACUUAUGGGAUUUCAACCUGGUAAAGAACCCCAUAGUAUACCUGGUAUUGUGCACAGGAAGAGAUCUGAUUCUUCUGAGGAUACUUUAUGGAUGGCAUCAAGCUCUGGGACAAUGCCGAUUAUUUCUCCCUCAAACGUUGCACUCUAUACACCAAGCACUCCAUCACUAGGUCGACAAAAAGUGGGUGUUGAUGAUGAUCAACAAGUGGCUGUUGAUAGUAGUCAAAGAAAAGAUUCUACUGUUAUUAAUGUACCCAAAGUGUCUUUUGAUCCUAGCGUGUCUAGCCAUUAUAAAGGAAGAGUCGUUUCAUGGGCAGAGGAGGUUGAACCUGAACAGAAAUUUUCGAAAGUUAGUUCAGAUGAUGACCUAUCAACUGAUUCUGCAAAAAUAGCUCAAAAUGAACAAGCAAGAAUUUCAAUUGAACCAACAAAACAACAUUCAGAUAUUGGAGCGCCAAUAAUGAUGACAGAUGCUGGGAUACUAAAAAUUUUCCCUGAUACUGGCCAAUCAAAAGUUCCUCCGAAUGAUGAACUUUCAAAAGUUUCUGAUAUUGAACCAACCAGAGCUGUUUCAGAUACCGAGCCAUCAAAAGCUGUCUCUGAUACCGAGCCAUCAAAAGCUGUCUCUGAUACCGAGCCAUCAAAAGCUGUCUCUGAUAUCGGGCUAUCAAAAGCUGUCUCUGAUAUCGGGCUAUCAAAAGCUGUCUCUGAUGUUAUGCCAUCAAAAACCAUUCCUAAAAUCGGACCAUCAGAAGCUGUUUUGGAUGUACACCCAUCAAAACUUGGUUUUGAGGUACACCCAUCAAAACUUGAUUCUGAGGUUUUAAAGAGCAGAGAAGGCACUGUCGGGAAAAGUCAAGAACAAAUUAUUGGCCAGGAUAUAUCUAAAGGCCAUUCUUAUCACAGCAUGAAAGGUCAUGAAUUGUACGGUGACAUUACUUCAAAAAGCCCCAAACAAGGCAGCCAUUCCCGUUCGUCUAAAACAAGCCCAGAGAAGAAAAUAAUCAGGAGGCAAAGCGACAGGUCACUUCACAACUUUAUGGCCGGUUCUCAUGCAGCGCUUACCUCGGCAAAAGCGACCGGGUCGAGAUUUGCUAUACAGUUCGACACACCUGAAGGUGAAGCGCUGGAAAGAGACAUCUGGAGAAAGAAGUUACCAAAUGGAAAUGAAGAGCCAAUCGAUUUUGACGAAGCAUUGCAAGAAACAAAGUUUGGAUUCUUUCAUAUUGCGUUGUAUAUAACUUGUGGAAUCAUAUAUAUGGCGUGCAGUGCCAGUUUAAGCACACUUUCUUUCACAUUGCCUGCCUCAACUUGUGCAUUAAACCUGACUUCGAUUGACAAAGGGCAAAUCAAUGUUUUCCCAUAUAUCGGAAUGCUUAUCGGGACAUUCUUCUGGGGCUCAAUUUCUGAUACAAAAGGGAGAAAGAAGGCAUUAUUAAUGAGCCUUUUGCUAGAUUUUGUCGCAGGUGUGUUAUCCAGCUUCUCCUAUAACAAGUUCAUGUUAAUGCUAUUUAGGGUUUUUAAUGGUUUCAGUAUUAUCGGAGCGACAAGUUUAGUAUUCGCAUAUUUUGGCGAGUUCCUAACUGAGAACCAAGGAGAAAUAUUACUGCCGCUAAUUGAAUUAUUCUACUGCUGCGGAAUGGUAUACAUACCAGCUCUUGCCAUGUUGAUUCUGCCAUAUAAAAUUCAUAUUCAAAUUGGAAUAAUAGAUUACCAGUCUUGGAAUCUGUUCACCGCAUGCGCAUCCAUCCCGUCUUUCACCGGGCUUGUCUUCGUCUCGUUCUUCCCAGAAUCGCCAAAGUUCACGCACAUCACGGGCAGGCUCCAAGAGACUUUUGACACUCUGAAAAAAAUGUACAGAAUAAACACGAGGAAAUCAACAUCCAAAUUUCCAGUGAAUUGCCUCAUUGAUUCGGAUACAGCCAAAAAACUGGAGUCUAAUAAAUUCACUCUGAGCAAAGUUAUAACACAACAGUUUCUAGAUCUGUUCUCUGCUUACAAAGAACUUUUUGGCAAUGAAAUGCGAGCGCGUACCAUAUUGUGCUGUGUUAUUGAUUUUUGCUUCAACUUUGGGUAUUUGACACUAGUAAUCUGGGUACCGGAAUUACUCGAGAGAAUGGCCAAAUAUUCAAGCUUUUACAAGAAAAGUGCAGCCAUGUGUGAAGCUUCAGAGGCGCUUAGUACAAUACUUGACCAAUCCGAUAGCGAGUGUCACACAAUAACUCAUGACAUUUACGUUCAUGCUCUUGUAAUAACCAGUUCUAGCUUCCCUGUAGUGAUCAUUACUUUCCUAUUCCUAAGAUGUAUAUCUAAAAAAUUCAUACUAAGUGUACUCCUGUUAUUGACUGGCAUCUCCGCAUUGCUAUUCAUACAUGUGCAAGAACAAAGUUUUAUGAUAUUUCUUUGCGCAAUGUUCGAAUCUAGUGCCACACUUCUGGAAACACUGCUUUUCAUUAUUAUCGUCGAAAUUUUCCCCACUACAAUUGCGGGUACUGCACUUGCAGUGACUGCUAGUUCAGGAAGGUUUGGAGCUAUCAUCGGCAACAUGUUUAUCGGCUUCUUUGUAGACUCACAUUGUCAACUCCCUGUUUAUAGUUUUGGCAUCUGCUUUUUUAUUGCGGCAUUGCUUGUUUUGUUCUUGCCAUCAAAAAAGUGACAUCUCAACAUAGCUGUGGAGAUUUUAUCUUUUGCAUUUCCGGUCAUCAUCAGCAUUUUUUCCAAUUUGAAAAUAAUAUUUUUUUAUUGCUUUUAUUAAUAAACAGUCAAAAUAAUCAAAACUUU